This is a messenger RNA of Megalops cyprinoides (Indo-Pacific tarpon), 861 nucleotides long. Its product is annotated as hydroxysteroid 11-beta-dehydrogenase 1-like protein. NCBI's taxonomy places the organism in Eukaryota, Metazoa, Chordata, Actinopteri, Elopiformes, Megalopidae. The transcript has 7 exons. Gene Ontology annotation, molecular function: oxidoreductase activity. The record is from RefSeq and is a predicted model, not a curated record. Bases 1 to 861 code for a protein of 286 amino acids. Gene Ontology annotation, cellular component: intracellular membrane-bounded organelle.
AUGAAGUUUCAUGCAAAAUUCCUAAUGAUCAGCAUAGCCGCUGGGCUGAUGGCGUAUUCAUGGAGAGAUACGUUUGAGGCGGAGUCCCUUCGAGGUGCCAGGGUAUUGGUGACGGGAGCCAGCACAGGAAUCGGCGAGCAAUUGGCAUACCAGUACGCCCGCUUCGGUGCCCAAAUUGUCAUCACAGCGAGGAGAGAGCGUGUUCUGCGUGAAGUGGCAGCCAGGUGUCUAAAGCUUGGGGCACAGAAAGUGCUGUAUGUAGCAGCAGACAUGGGGCUGACCUCCGACCCUGAACGAGUGGUGAAGUUCGCUGUGGACAAGCUAGGGGGACUGGACUACCUUGUGCUAAAUCACAUUGGACCCAGUCCAUUCGCCAUGUGGGAUGGGGAUGUUGAGCACACCAGGUGGCUGAUGCAGGUAAACUUCCUCAGUUACAUGCAGAUGACUUCAGCUGCUUUGCCCUCUCUGGAGAAGAGCGGAGGCACCAUUGUCGUUGUUUCCUCCCUGUUGGGAAAAAUGUGCACCCCGUUUGUGGGGCCCUACUCCGCCACCAAGUUCUCGGUGAACGGCUUCUUCGGGGUGCUGCAGCAUGAACUCGCCAUGCAGAGGAAGAACGUGUCCAUCACCAUCAGUGUCCUGGGGCUGAUCGACACGCAGUCCGCUCUUGAGAAAGUCAAGGGGUACACCAAUAUGACAGCCCAUCCUGCCCACGAAGCCGCUCUCCACAUCAUCAAAGCUGGCGCCACCCACCAGGCAGAGUCCUUCUACCCCUGGUAUAUGUACAUCACCUGCCUCUUCAGGGACUGGUUCCCUUUUUUCCGGGACCUGGUAAUCAAGAACUCCUACUACUAUGAGCCAUAA